CAAUCGAGCCGCUGCAGCGCCAGUGCGAUGCGGCGCGUUGACAGGAGCCUCACGUUAGCACUCUACCCCACUUAUUAUACAGACAGACGGAGAGAGAGAAACGAUAACGCCGGUCACAUCUGAUAUCCUUCUUUCAUGCUCAUUUUAACGCGUGGAUGACGCUCUUUAAACUUUGAAUGAUUCACGGUUUACUGCAGUCAGCCCCGCCUUUUGACACAGUGAACCGGCUUUUUCCCGGUCCUCAGUCGUACUGUCGUUUAUUUAUUAGUGGAUUUAAACAUUGCUGCUGCUGACAACAUGACAGCGCGUAUCGCGCGUCGGACUCUGGGCUGAACGCAUAAGCGCGCAUCAUGGAUAGCGCGUUGUCUCUUUGCGUCUCUCAGUGUAAUCAGCACGUUUCUCAAUGGAUGAGGAAAUCGAAUCCCGCAAGAUCAACAACAGCUUCCUUCGAGACCACAACUAUGCAACUGAAGCUGACAUCAUAUCAACGGUUGAGUUUAACUCUACAGGAGAGCUUCUGGCCACUGGGGAUAAAGGUGGACGAGUUGUGGUCUUCCAAAGAGAACAGGAGAGUAAAAACCAGCCUCAUCGGCGAGGAGAAUACAAUGUUUACAGCACCUUUCAGAGUCACGAGCCCGAGUUUGACUACUUGAAAAGCUUGGAGAUCGAGGAGAAAAUCAAUAAGAUCCGCUGGCUCCCUCAACAGAAUGCUGCGUAUUUCCUUCUCUCCACCAAUGAUAAAACUGUGAAGCUUUGGAAAAUUAGCGAGCGAGAUAAACGACCAGAGGGCUACAAUCUAAAGGAUGAAGAAGGCAGAAUCCGGGAUCCCACCACCAUCACGGCUCUUAGGGUGCCUGUUUUGAGGCCCAUGGACCUGAUGGUUGAGGCAACACCUCGCCGUAUUUUCUCUAAUGCACACACUUAUCAUAUCAACUCCAUCUCAGUCAACAGUGACUAUGAGACAUACAUGUCCACAGAUGACCUAAGGAUCAACCUAUGGAACCUGGAGAUCACAAACCGAAGCUUCAAUAUUGUGGACAUAAAGCCGGCCAACAUGGAAGAUCUGACCGAAGUCAUCACAGCGGCAGAGUUUCACCCUAACCAAUGUAACACAUUUGUGUACAGUAGCAGCAAGGGCUCAAUAAGACUGUGUGAUAUGAGAGCUUCUGCACUGUGUGACAACCACUCAAAAUUAUUUGAGGAACCAGAAGACCCCAGCAAUCGCUCAUUCUUUUCAGAAAUCAUUUCCUCCAUCUCAGACGUAAAGUUCAGCCACAGCGGACGUUACUUAAUGACCCGUGAUUACCUCACAGUGAAGGUGUGGGACGUCAACAUGGAGAACAAACCUCUGGAAACAUACCAGGUCCAUGACUACCUUAGAAGUAAACUAUGCUCGCUGUACGAGAACGAUUGCAUCUUUGACAAGUUUGAAUGUGUGUGGAAUGGGACUGACAGUGUCCUGAUGACAGGCUCCUACAACAACUUCUUUCGUAUGUUUGAUCGAAACACUAAGCGUGACGUGACGCUGGAAGCCUCGCGGGAGAACAGCAAACCAAGAGCUAUCCUCAAACCACGCAAGGUUUGUGUCGGCGGCAAACGGCGCAAAGACGAGAUCAGCGUGGACAGCCUGGACUUCAGUAAGAAGAUCCUUCACACGGCUUGGCACCCAAGUGAAAACAUCAUCGCUGUGGCCGCCACCAACAACCUGUAUAUUUUUCAGGACAAGAUCAACUAGUCUGUAGCUCGGAUGUCUGACGGCACUAUUUGUCAUGGACUUGGGAUAUGAACAUUUGACUCACUAGCAGUGGACAGAGUCAACUUGAGAAACAACUAUAUGGGCUUUGCCUUUACAUCAAACUGUGUUGCAGUAAAUCAAACCAAAUGUACAACUUAAAGGUGCACUGCAAACCACAGACAACAACUUUGGACUGCUUUUAUUUCUCUUUUCAUUUCCCCCUCGCUGUGGCUUUUGUUGGUUAUACACAGCAAUACAGAGAGGAUUCAUUUACAUUUUAAGUUACUAAGCACUUUUUUGGUUUGUAGAGGUUAAUGCAUUGGCAAACUUGGGAGGCAAGUCAUGUAAAAAAGUCUUGUUGAAACAAAAUAGUAUUUGGCCAACAUCAUCCGAUUCUGAAAUCUUGUCAGGACUGAAAACACAGAUGGCUGUGAAAUAUG
Messenger RNA from Paramisgurnus dabryanus, 2175 nucleotides. RefSeq names its product protein phosphatase 2, regulatory subunit B, beta b (gene ppp2r2bb). Lineage: Eukaryota; Metazoa; Chordata; Actinopteri; Cypriniformes; Cobitidae. The record is from RefSeq and is a predicted model, not a curated record. Gene Ontology annotation, molecular function: protein binding; protein phosphatase regulator activity. Gene Ontology annotation, cellular component: protein phosphatase type 2A complex.